Messenger RNA from Sebastes umbrosus (honeycomb rockfish), 1768 nucleotides. It is a transcript of the gene cd28, whose product is annotated as CD28 molecule. The record is from RefSeq and is a predicted model, not a curated record. NCBI's taxonomy places the organism in Eukaryota, Metazoa, Chordata, Actinopteri, Perciformes, Sebastidae. Gene Ontology annotation, cellular component: external side of plasma membrane. The transcript is spliced from 5 exons. Bases 128 to 865 code for a protein of 245 amino acids. Gene Ontology annotation, biological process: T cell receptor signaling pathway; regulation of T cell proliferation.
CACGACGACUGUAUAAAGGCAAGUUUCACUCUAUUUGCUGUAUUUUAUUGAAAUUUGUUCAGUGUGAGGGUGUGUGCUCAUCACUGUUUUUAGUGUCUUUCUGUGUAACUGUGUGAAAUACUGUAGGAUGUUCCUGACUCACUGUGUGAUGGAAUGGAUUGUGUUGACAGUCCUCAGCCUCUGCCUGCCUGUAUGGAGUGAUGUGAAGGUGAUCCAGCCCUCUAGAGUUGUGAGCACCAAUGGUACGGCACAGAUCCAGUGCUUCGUCCAACCCCAGCCCUCCUACCAUCAGAUCCAACCCUCCGAUGACCAAACCCUUACAUACCCCUACCCUGACCCCGAGGAGCUGCGUGUGUCUCUGCUAAGAGGCCUCCAUGGCACCCAGGAACUCUGCUCGACCAUGUUCAACUUCACAGAGCAGAGAGAGGCCGGCGUGGAGAAAGGUGCAGAGAAAGACCGAGAGGUGCAGUGCUCUGCUCAGGUGAGAGAGGGCGCCGUGGAGGUGACAGUUUCCGGACUGAAGGCCACAGACACAGAUAUGUACCGCUGUGAGAUAGAGGUCUUCUAUCCACCACCAUACCUGCGGCUCACUGGCAACGGCACACUCAUUCAUGUCUUAGGCAGCUCAGAUUGUCCUGCUUUGGCUCAGAGACAGAUUGCACACCAUCACGGUGAUGAUGAAGAGGAUGAUGAGGGGAUGGCACCAGUCAGUUUUCCUGUGGUUGUACUGGUGAUACUGGUCAUGUUUGUCCUCCUCAUCAUUAUCUACUUCCAGGCUCUACAGUGUCAACGAGGGAGGAGGGAGCUUGUCCGAACGGUGCCUGGUGUGCUUUGCAAGGCGGAUGCUGCUACAUUUUCAUGUUAAAACUUUGCAUGAAAAACACACUGAAUAGCCACGUUUUUAUUUUUUAAAAAUUAUUUAUUCACCUUUAUUUUUCCAAGAUAGUCCCAUUGAGAUUUAAAAUCUCUUUUACGAGGUAGUCCAGGCCAAGACGGCAGCAUAAAAGUUUCACACUUAAAUACAAAACAGCAAAAAGUUAAAAAACAUCAUAAGAAAUUUCUAAUAAGAGAGACAAGUAACAGACUUAAAACUUACAGCAAAUUGCAUCAACCAGUGAAUUAGCAGUGUUGUUCAGUAACAGGACAUGUAUAUUCAGUGUUAAAAUAGUCCUUAAAUAAUCUAGUUAAAAUAACUCUGUAGCUCACACCAAGUCGAGGGUGCAAAAACUUUAAAAGCACUUUCACCAAAGAUGGUGCACGUUCGAGGAAUGACAUGUUGGACGCUCGCUAUCAGCCUAGAAGCAUCAGAGUACCAUUGAUCUUGAAUGGAGGGUUAGAGGAAUAUAGGGUCAGUAUUGACCGUUUAUUAAAUAUCACCUCUGUUAUGAUUGAGGUUCUUUUUUUUUUUUUACCACAGCUAAAGAAAAACACCAAAAUUACAUUUUUGGUGUCUGUGCAUAUUUUACUUUUUAAGUAUAGACAUUAUGUUUACAUUGUUGUAAACACAAAUUAUAUUAAAAAGGUGUAGCUUUGGCUUGAAAGGCUAAUACUGUGUACAAACUUCUUGUUUGAUUAAAAACUGAAUCACUUGAUGUUUUACUUGGCUAAACACUCCAGCUAAGAAAAUGCAAAGCUUUGAAUCAUUAGGCUGCAUUACGGCUACAGAAGUUAUUUGCAUGUGAAUUUAUUGUUACCUUAUACUCUAUGUAAAUGUUGCCAUUGCAAUGUUCAACAAAUAUUCAUGUUGGAUACUUCCUUAAAAUAAAGU